ACUCCCUCUCCCCAGGGUGCCGUGUGAAGAGGUUAAGGCCUGAGGUGGCCAUGGCCAUGGGGUCUCCGAUGACUGCCUUGUGUCUACUGGGGUUGCUGGCCACUUCCUGCCUGGGAGAGAAGGACUGGAGAGGAGAAUGCCCAGACAUUACCCCUUACAGGGAAAAGGUGGGAGUGAAAAGGUGGGAGGACCCAGACGUCCCCGUGAAGCUGAAUGGCUUCGACUCGAAGUGCCAGGGCUGGGUGGAAGUGUGCUGGAAGAAAGGUUGGUACCCAGUGUCAUGGAGGAGCUGGACACAGAAGAUGGACAUCUCUCAGGCCUCCAAGCUCUGCCAGAAACUGCACUGUGGGAAUGCCCUGACCUUUUUUGAUGGCAUGCCUGAAUCCCCAAAACACAUCACCUGUCAAGGAGCAGUGGGGUCCUUCUCCAACUGCAGCCUCAACAUGGUACACAAGAGGGACUCUCUGGGCGUGGUCUGCAUCGAACCGAAGAAGACAACCCCUGCACCCACAGUCCCGCCACCCACGCCAACUCCGGAGCCCACAGAUCCUCCCAGGAUGCAGCUGCUGCCCGGGUCCUGGGGUCUGCAGUGCGCGGGCUGGGUGGCCUCCUACCAUGGCAGCCUGGGUGGCACCAUCAGCUCCAAGAACCAGGACAGGGCCCAUGGGCUGCUGAAUUUCAUCUGUGACACACUUCAGUGUGGCUCCUUCCUGCGGUUCCUGGACACCGAGGCCACUGAGACCCCCAGCUCAAUGGAGAAUCCAGUCCUCCCCAUUCGGUGGAAGAUCGAGAACUCGAGCGUCAGCAUCCUGGAGCAGCCUUUACAGGAGGCCCAGCUCAGGGAUUACAGCCCAGCUCUCGCCAUCGUCUGUUCUGGUUUCCAGCCCAAGGUGCAGAGCCGCCUGGCAGGGGGCAGCGGCCUGUGUGCAGGCGCGGUGGAGGUGCGGCAGCGCGGGCGCUGGGCGGCGCUGUGCGAGACCUCGAAGGCGCGGGACACGGUGCUGGCGGAGGAGGUGUGUCGCCAGCAGCAGUGCGGUCCCCUCCUCUCACACCGCCUGCUGGACGCCGGCGAUGCGGCCGGCCCCGGCUUCUCCUGCACCGAGAGGAACCUGUCCCUCUGCCACCACCUGCAGGACAAGAAGAGCAAGUGCAAGCGGGUGUUUGUCACCUGCCAGGAUCCGAACCCCGAGGGCCUAGGCGCCGGCACGGUGAUGAGCAUCAUCCUGGCCCUGGUGCUGCUGGUCCUGCUGCUGGUCCUCUGUGGGCCCCCCGCCUACAAGAAGCUGGUGAAAAAAUACCGCCAGAAGAAGCAGCGGCAGUGGAUCGGCCCCACCGAAAUGAGCCAGAACAUGUCCUUCCAUCGUAACCACACGGCCACCACCACCGUGCGCAUCCAGGCAGAGAACCCCCCAGCUGUGCACACUGUCGAGAAUGAAUACAGCCAGCCCCCCAGGAACUCCCAGGCCUCGGCCUACCCAGCUCUGGAAGGCACCCUGCACAGGGUCUCCACACAGCCUGACAACUCCUCCGACAGUGACUAUGACCUGCACAUCACUCAGAGGCUGUGACUGAGCCAAGAGCUCAGGCCUAUCUGUGGUUCUGCACAUGGAAGGAAGUUAUGUUCCCCCACCUCUGUCCCAGCAGGUCAGUGAUGGUGCCACCUCUCAGAUGUGCCCCCCUGCCCGCAGGUCACUUGCCACCUCCCCAGGAGCCCGGCCCAGGCGAAGAGCCCCUCCCCCAGCCCAGCCAACCAGCCCCUCCAAGGGUGGACAUCACUCAGGGCCCUGUGGGUGGAAAUCAGUGUCCAUGUGGCCUGGGCUGUCCUGAAACUCUGUCCCCAGUAAUGGGGUGCCUAGGGGUGCCGUGUCUGCUACACAUUCUUUGUAAAUAAUGCUUUUUUGUACUUCCCUGAAGAUGCGAGUGGCCAGUCUGCUUGAUCUGGGUUUGCCCCUGGGGGUCCCUUUGGGGCUGCACCUGAGAAGGGGCCCUUCUGGAGGAAGCUGGCAGCCUGGUCGGUGGUCUGAACCCUUCGUGGGAAGAAGGGUGAGCUGAGUCACAGUGGGUACUGGCGUGAGGGGUGACUGCCUGGCCCAGAGUCACUUCCCCACCAGCACACCCCAGGCUCCCCAUACAGCCCCCCAAGCCUCUGGGCCCCUCCCUAAUGGACAGUAGGGACCAGAGAGCAGGAGCCCAGCUGUCACCCACAGAAUACAGGGCUCAUCAUGCUGAGUCUGUGUGUACAAUUGCAGGAAGGGCAAAGGCAAUGGGGUUCCUGGAACCCUGAACCUUCUAAAUCCCCCCUCUUCUCCACCAGGUGGGCACUGCACCACCUGACCCCAAGUUGGGGUCCCCUGUGAGCCAGAAGGGGAAAGGCCUCCUCAAGAAUUGGGGGGCCUCACCGGGGCCAUCAGAGGCGCCUGAGAAGCUGCAGGGGGCCUGGGGAUACACUAUCUGGGUCAGGGUACCCUGGGAGCAGCAGGGGGCAAAGACACAAGCCACAGAAGGUUCUGGAAGAGUCACAGGAUAACAUGGGAGAGGAGUGCCCGCAAGAUCAUGGCAAUUGGAGGUGCCCACAUGCCAAAAGUCUGGUCAUCAUGCUGCCUCCUGACCCCCCAAGACCCUCCAGGAAGCCUCACCCCACCCCCCAGCCACCAGCUCAGGACUCUUUGUCAGCAACCCUACUUGGUGGGGGAUGAUGCCUCAAAAAGCCAAGGAGAGGCAGCUGUUGGGAGGACAGAGGAUGGGGAGCACCAAAUGCCCCCUCCCAACGCCUUUUUAGAUAAACUCUUUUUUUUUCCUGUGUGUACA
This is a messenger RNA of Erinaceus europaeus (western European hedgehog), 2808 nucleotides long. It is a transcript of the gene CD5, whose product is annotated as CD5 molecule. Bases 51 to 1568 code for a protein of 505 amino acids. The transcript has 12 exons. Gene Ontology annotation, cellular component: plasma membrane. Gene Ontology annotation, biological process: T cell costimulation. Lineage: Eukaryota; Metazoa; Chordata; Mammalia; Eulipotyphla; Erinaceidae. The record is from RefSeq and is a predicted model, not a curated record.